ACUACUUCGACCUCGCACUAGCUCGGUUCGUUCAAGUUUUCAAACACCCGAACCCAUUCUCACAGAUAAUCAUUUUAGAUGAGUGCAGCAGCAGUUCGCGUCGCGCAGGUAGUCCGUCCUUUCAGGAAACCUCCAAAAAUUCGCAAAUUCCUCAAACGCGACGAGAAUGGUCUUCCAGUUCCGCACGUCAGGAAUCUCAUCGUCCGCGACACCCACCCAUGUCGUUUCAUGGACCACUACCAUACGACUCUCCAAGACAACUUGAUGUACAUGACUUACAAUCACGAGUCUGGCACUCCACCAUCACCACGCCAAAUCCGUCUCACUUACGACCCCAACGACCCAUACACUAAAAACCGUUAUAACCCUCCCGUCGGUGGUUCCCAGGCAGGCAAGAAGCCGGCUCCUCCGACUACUUCAGAGAAUAUCGUCCGUUUGGAAAAAAUUGUCAUUCAUUCCAUGCUCAAGGAAGCACUCACCAACCGGAGUAAUUUACUUGGUCUCAUCGCUGCAUUCCGCGCAAUGUCGGGAGACACCGAGGGCGGAGGAGGUCGUCCUUCGAGUGAUGGAGUGCAGAUCGUGAAAGGGAAAAAAAAUGUUGGUGGGUGGAUGCGCCCUGGACUUCCAGUGGGUGCAAAGGUCGAGUUGAAGGGACCCAAGAUGUACGACUUCAUGAGCACCUUGGCGGAAUUUGUGCUUCCGAGAAUUCGAGAGUUCCCGGGCAUAGUUAUGCCCCCCGCAUCAUCAACAAUGAAGUCUCCGAGCGGUGUGGCUGGUGUUGUUUCGUUUGGCUUGCCGCCAGAGGCCAUGGGCUACUUCCCCCAAAUCGAGGUCAACUUGGACUCGUACCCCAAAUCUUACGGUAUGCACAUACACUUUGUCACCAAUGCAGUGGGCCUCGGUGCACAAAAUCGUGCAAGGGCACUGGUCUCUGGUUUCCAAAUACCCUUUGCUCGCAAGUAGAUUACUUAUUACAUUGUUAAUCGGAUUUGUUUGUUCUCUGCAUGUCAUUAGUGAGAGAUAUAUGGUAUGUGCAAACGAGAGUACU
This is a messenger RNA of Suillus clintonianus, 1048 nucleotides long. RefSeq names its product ribosomal protein L5 domain-containing protein. Gene Ontology annotation, biological process: translation. The transcript is spliced from 2 exons. NCBI's taxonomy places the organism in Eukaryota, Fungi, Basidiomycota, Agaricomycetes, Boletales, Suillaceae. The record is from RefSeq and is a predicted model, not a curated record. Bases 79 to 963 code for a protein of 294 amino acids. Gene Ontology annotation, cellular component: ribosome; cytosolic large ribosomal subunit. Gene Ontology annotation, molecular function: structural constituent of ribosome; RNA binding.